This is a messenger RNA of Pongo pygmaeus (Bornean orangutan), 7261 nucleotides long. It is a transcript of the gene MTCL1, whose product is annotated as microtubule crosslinking factor 1. NCBI's taxonomy places the organism in Eukaryota, Metazoa, Chordata, Mammalia, Primates, Hominidae. The transcript is spliced from 16 exons. The record is from RefSeq and is a predicted model, not a curated record. Gene Ontology annotation, cellular component: microtubule bundle; lateral plasma membrane; apicolateral plasma membrane. Gene Ontology annotation, biological process: regulation of autophagy; microtubule bundle formation; establishment or maintenance of epithelial cell apical/basal polarity. The coding region runs from base 281 to 6322 and encodes 2013 amino acids. Gene Ontology annotation, molecular function: microtubule binding.
GAGCCCGGAGCGCGAGGUCCGGGGAUGCGAGCGGCCGGGAGCCGCCGCGCUGCUGAGCCGGGAGAACUCGAUCCGCGGUGACCUCAAGGGGCGAGCGCGGCGGCAGUGAGCCCCGCGGGAAUCCUCGGGGCCGGGGUGCGGGGGGCGGAGACGGCGGGAGCGCGGGGCGCAGCCCGGGCGGGGCUGGGACAGUGAUGAGCGAGCGCGCGGGGAGGCUGCACGCCGCCGCCGCCGCCGUCCGGAGCAUCUGCCGCCUGAGCUGCUGCCCGCGGACCCGGCCAUGGAGACGCUGAACGGCCCCGCGGGCGGAGGUGCCCCGGACGCGAAGCUGCAGCCGCCCGGCCAGCACCACCGCCACCACCACCUCCACCCGGUGGCCGAGAGGCGGCGGCUGCACCGUGCGCCCUCGCCCGCCAGACCCUUCCUCAAGGACCUGCACGCCCGGCCCGCCGCGCCCGGCCCGGCCGUCCCCUCCUCGGGCCGAGGCCCGGCGCCCGCCGCCCCGCGCUCGCCCAACCUCGCGGGCAAAGCGCCGCCCUCGCCGGGGUCCCUGGCCGCGCCCGGCCGCCUCUCUCGGCGCAGUGGCGGCGUCCCGGGCGCGAAGGACAAGCCCCCGCCGGGCGCCGGGGCCAGAGCGGCGGGCGGUGCCAAGGCUACCCUGGGAAGCAGGAGGGCGGCGCGCGUGGCGCCCGCGGAGCCGCUGUCCCGGGCUGGGAAGCCUCCCGGAGCCGAGCCGCCGUCUGCCGCUGCCAAGGGCCGCAAAGCCAAGCGCGGCUCCCGGGCGCCACCCGCCCGCACCAUCGGCCCCCCGACCCCGGCCGCCCGGAUCCCUGCCGUGACCCUCGCGGUGACCUCGGUGGCCGGGUCCCCGGCCCGCUGCUCGCGCAUCAGCCACACGGACAGCAGCUCCGACCUCUCUGACUGCCCCUCCGAACCCCUGUCCGACGAGCAGCGCCUGCUCCCUGCCGCCAGCAGCGACGCCGAAUCCGGCACGGGCUCCAGCGACCGUGAACCCCCACGAGGAGCGCCGACGCCGAGCCCCGCAGCCCGGGGAGCGCCGCCGGGCAGCCCAGAGCCCCCAGCGCUCCUCGCCGCGCCUCUCGCCGCGGGCGCCUGUACCGGGGGCCGGAGCAUCCCGGGCGGGGUUUCGGGGGGUUUCGCGGGGCCCGGCGUGGCGGAGGAUGUCCGGGGGCGCUCGCCGCCAGAGCGACCAGUCCCCGGGACCCCCAAGGAGCCCAGCCUGGGCGAGCAGCCUCGGCUCGUGCCAGCGGCGGAGGAAGAAGAGCUGCUGCGGGAGAUGGAGGAGCUGCGCUCGGAGAACGACUAUCUCAAGGAUGAGUUAGAUGAACUCCGUGCUGAGAUGGAAGAGAUGAGAGACAGUUAUUUAGAGGAAGAUGUUUACCAGCUGCAGGAACUUCGGCGAGAACUGGACCGUGCUAAUAAAAACUGCCGAAUCCUGCAGUACCGUCUUCGGAAAGCCGAGCAGAAAAGCCUGAAAGUGGCUGAGACGGGUCAGGUGGAUGGCGAGCUUAUUCGAAGCCUGGAGCAGGACUUGAAGGUAGCCAAAGAUGUAUCUGUCAGAUUGCACCACGAACUUAAGACGGUGGAGGAAAAGCGCACUAAAGCUGAGGAUGAAAACGAAACUCUCCGACAGCAGAUGAUUGAAGUGGAAAUAUCCAGACAGGCCCUCCAGAAUGAGCUGGAGAGACUGAAAGAGGUGGAAAUCAGAGAUGGUCAGCCUUUUGGAGAGACAGAUCCAGAGCCCACAACAUGCCUCUUGCGGUCUGGACACCACUGGUCCACACAGAGUUCCCUAAAAAGAAGAAGCACCCGGGAAAUGUACAAGGAGAAGAAAACCUUUAACCAGGAUGACAGUGCCGAUUUGAGGUGCCAGCUCCAGUUUGCCAAAGAGGAAGCCUUCCUGAUGCGCAAAAAGAUGGCCAAGCUAGGAAGGGAGAAGGACGAGCUGGAGCAGGAGCUCCAGAAGUACAAGUCCCUCUAUGGGGAUGUGGACAGUCCCCUGCCCACGGGGGAAGCAGGCGGGCCCCCCAGCACCCGGGAGGCCGAGCUGAAGUUGCGGCUGAAGCUGGUGGAGGAGGAAGCCAACAUCUUGGGCCGGAAGAUCGUGGAGCUGGAGGUGGAGAACCGUGGCCUCAAGGCAGAGAUGGAGGACAUGCGGGGCCAGCAGGAGCGGGAGGGCCCGGGUCGGGACCACGCACCCAGCAUUCCUACCUCACCCUUCGGUGACUCCCUGGAGUCCUCCACCGAGCUCCGCCGCCACCUGCAGUUUGUGGAAGAGGAAGCGGAGUUGCUCCGGAGGUCCAUCUCCGAGAUCGAAGACCACAACCGGCAGCUGACCCACGAGCUCAGCAAGUUUAAGUUUGAGCCUCCCCGGGAGCCGGGCUGGCUCGGGGAGGGUGCAAGUCCUGGUGCCGGGGGUGGGGCCCCCCUGCAGGAGGAGCUGAAGUCAGCCAGGCUGCAGAUCAGCGAGCUCAGUGGCAAGGUGCUCAAACUGCAGCACGAGAACCACGCGCUGCUGUCCAACAUCCAGCGCUGCGACCUAGCAGCCCACCUGGGGCUGCGUGCCCCCAGUCCCCGGGACAGCGAUGCCGAGAGUGAUGCAGGCAAGAAGGAGAGUGAUGGGGAGGAGAGCCGCCUGCCCCAGCCCAAGCGGGAAGGGCCUGUUGGUGGGGAGAGUGACUCGGAGGAGAUGUUUGAGAAGACGUCGGGCUUCGGGAGCGGGAAGCCAUCGGAGGCCAGCGAGCCGUGCCCCACGGAGCUCCUGAAGGCCCGGGAGGACUCUGAGUGCCUAGUGACCCUAAAACACGAGGCCCAGCGGCUAGAGCGGACGGUGGAGCGCCUCAUCACGGACACUGACAGCUUCCUCCAUGAUGCGGGGCUGCGGGAUGGUGCGCCCUUGCCAGGGCCUGGCCUCCAGGGCGAAGAGGAGCGGGGUGAGGGGGACCAGCAGGAGCCCCACCUGCUGGGGAACAUCAACGCCAAGAUGAAGGCUUUCAAGAAAGAGCUGCAGGCCUUCCUGGAGCAGGUGAACCGCAUUGGGGAUGGCCUAUCCCCCUUGCCCCACCUCACAGAGUCCUCUAGCUUCCUCUCCACUGUGACUUCCGUGUCCCGGGACUCCCCCAUCGGGAACCUGGGGAAGGAGCUGGGCCCAGACUUGCAGUCCAGACUGAAAGAGCAGCUGGAGUGGCAGCUCGGGCCGGCCCGAGGGGACGAGCGGGAGAGCCUGCGCCUCCGAGCUGCGCGGGAGCUGCACCGCCGCGCAGAUGGGGACGCCGGGAGCCACGGGCUGGGAGGCCAGACCUGCUUCAGCCUGGAGCUCAGGGGCCCCCCUGUUUUACCUGAGCAGAGUGUAUCCAUAGAGGAGCUACAGGGUCAGCUCAUACAGGCGGCCAGACUGCAUCAAGAGGAGACAGAGACAUUUACAAACAAGAUCCAUAAGAUGGAGGAGGAGCACCUCUAUGCCUUGAGGUGGAAAGAACUGGAAAUGCACAGCCUGGCUUUGCAAAACACCCUCCAUGAGCGAACCUGGAGUGAUGAGAAGAAUCUGAUGCAGCAGGAGCUCCGGUCCUUGAAGCAGAACAUUUUCCUCUUCUACGUCAAACUCAGGUGGCUGCUGAAACACUGGCGGCAAGGGAAGCAGAUGGAGGAGGAAGGAGAGGAGUUCGCUGAGGGUGAGCAUCCAGAGACCCUCUCCGGGCUCGGGGAACUUGGAGUCCAGGGGGGUCACCAGGCGGAUGGCCCAGACCACGACAGUGACCGAGGCUGUGGCUUUCCAGUGGGGGAGCACUCCCCACACUCCCGGGUGCAGAUCGGAGACCACAGCUUGCGGCUGCAGACUGCGGACAGGGGACAGCCCCACAAGCAGGUGGUGGAAAACCAGCAGCUGUUCAGCGCCUUCAAGGCCUUGCUGGAGGACUUCCGUGCAGAGCUGCGGGAGGACGAGCGUGCCCGACUACGGCUGCAGCAGCAAUAUGCCAGCGACAAGGCGGCCUGGGACGUGGAGUGGGCCGUGCUCAAGUGCCGUCUGGAACAGCUGGAAGAGGAGACUGAGAACAAGUUGGGAGAACUAGGCUCCUCCGCUGAGAGCAAGGGGGCCUUGAAGAAGGAGAGAGAGGUGCACCAGAAGCUCCUGGCCGACAGUCACAGCCUGGUCAUGGACUUGCGCUGGCAGAUCCAUCACAGCGAGAAGAACUGGCACCGGGAGAAGGUGGAACUUCUCGACCGCCUGGACAGAGAUCGGCAGGAGUGGGAGCGGCAGAAGAAGGAACUCUUGUGGAGGAUAGAGCAGGGAAGCCUCCACAUGCCCCGUCCUGUGGCCAUGUGGCCUUGUGCAGACGCCGACUCCAUCCCGUUUGAAGACCGGCCACUGUCCAAGCUGAAGGAGUCGGACAGGUGCUCGGCCAGUGAGAAUCUCUACCUGGAUGCCUUGUCCCUGGAUGAUGAGCCAGAAGAGCCACCAGCCCACAGGCCCGAGAGGGAGUUCAGGAACAGCCUCACUGAGGAAGAAGAAAAUCACAAAGGAAAUCUUCAAAGGGCGGUGUCCGUGUCCUCCAUGUCUGAGUUCCAGCGUCUAAUGGACAUCUCCCCCUUCCUGCCUGAGAAGGGCCUGCCAUCCACCAGCAGCAAGGAGGACGUCACCCCACCCCUGUCUCCAGACGACCUCAAGUACAUUGAGGAGUUCAACAAGAGCUGGGACUACACACCCAACAGGGGCCACAAUGGUGGGGGGCCGGACCUUUGGGCCGACAGGACCGAGGUGGGGCGGGCAGGGCACGAAGACAGCACAGAGCCUUUCCCCGACUCCUCCUGGUACCUGACCACAAGUGUCACCAUGACCACGGACACCAUGACCAGCCCAGAGCACUGCCAGAAGCAGCCGCUGCGGAGCCACGUCCUCACCGAGCAGUCGGGGGUGCGCGUGUUACACAGCCCACCUGCCGUGCGCAGGGUCGACAGCAUCACGGCGGCGGGUGGCGAGGGUCCCUUUCCCACAAGCAGAGCCAGAGGGAGCCUGGGAGACACCAAGGGGGGCCCUCCAGAACCCAUGCUCAGCAGGUGGCCUUGCACCUCUCCUAGGCACUCCCGGGACUAUGUGGAGGGGGCACGGCGCCCCCUUGAUAGUCCCCUCUGUACCUCCCUGGGGUUUGCCUCCCCACUGCACAGCCUGGAGAUGUCCAAGAACUUGAGUGAUGACAUGAAGGAGGUGGCCUUCUCUGUCAGGAAUGCCAUCUGCUCUGGCCCUGGCGAGCUGCAAGUCAAGGACAUGGCCUGCCAGACCAAUGGGUCCCGGACGAUGGGGACCCAGACUGUUCAGACCAUCAGUGUGGGCUUGCAGACUGAAGCCCUGCGUGGCAGCGGUGUCACCAGCAGCCCCCACAAGUGUCUCACGCCAAAGGCUGGGGGCGGUGCUACACCCGUGUCGUCUCCUUCCCGGAGCCUUAGGAGCAGACAGGUGGCCCCUGCUAUCGAGAAGGUGCAGGCCAAGUUUGAACGCACAUGCUGCUCCCCCAAGUAUGGUUCUCCCAAGCUGCAGAGGAAGCCCCUCCCCAAAGCUGACCAGCCAAAUAACAGGACGUCACCAGGGAUGGCCCAGAAAGGGUACAGUGAGUCAGCCUGGGCCCGUUCCACCACCACAAGGGAGAGCCCCGUGCACACCACCAUUAAUGAUGGCCUCUCCAGCCUCUUCAACAUCAUUGACCACAGCCCCGUGGUGCAGGACCCCUUCCAGAAGGGGCUGCGGGCCGCCAGUCGGUCUCGCUCAGCAGAGCCCCAACCAGAGCUGGGCCCAGGCCAGGAAACAGGCACCAAUUCCCGAGGAAGGUCGCCUAGCCCCAUUGGGGUGGGCUCAGAGAUGUGCAGGGAGGAAGGGGGAGAGGGCACGCCAGUGAGGCAGGACUUAUCUGCUCCCCCUGGCUACACCCUCACUGAGAACGUGGCCCGGAUCCUCAACAAGAAGCUGCUGGAACAUGCCUUAAAGGAGGAGAGGAGGCAGGCUGCCCACGGGCCCCCGGGUCUCCACAGCGACAGCCACUCGCUGGGGGACACAGCCGAGCCAGGGCCCAUGGAGGAACUACCUUGUUCUGCACUAGCUCCGUCCCUAGAGCCCUGCUUCUCCAGGCCCGAGAGACCAGCAAACCGUCGCCCUCCGUCCCGUUGGGCCCCACAUUCCCCCACUGCCUCACAGCCUCAGUCACCCGGAGACCCGACGUCCUUGGAGGAGCAUGGUGGCGAGGAGCCGCCCGAGGAGCAGCCACACCGAGAUGCAAGCUUGCAUGGAUUAUUACAGUAUAAUUCACUGUAAUUUGCAUAACCACACCAUCACCAUGAACAAAACUCUGCCCAAAAGGAGAGAUCUAGUUUUCUCAAGGUCAAAGAAUGUUUUUUAAAAACACACAGCUGCUGAAUGUUCAACCUGUGAAACUGAGAUGUUUCUACAAUGAAACAGUAAAUGUGCCUGUAAUAACUUAAUUUUUUUCAUAGCUCAGAAAACUAUUUUUGUCUCCAUCUUUUUUACACACAGUAUAUUAAACGAAAAGGUAAAUAAGGUAUAAAUAGAUUUAAAAAAAAACGUUUUAAAAAAUGUACAUUUGAAGAGAUUCUGAACAGCCUCGCUGUCAAUACCUGACUGCCUGUCUGUUAAAUUUGCACUGUUAUAUUUUGGUUCAGUUUAUUUCCAUGUUGAAUUAGAGUGGAUUAAGUUAAUUUUAUUUUGUCAGUGUUACUGUUUUUUAAGAAUUUUUUAAUGCUUCAGACCGUCUGAUUCAGUGAACUUUUUGUAGUGAAAAAGCCAUGAAGCCAGUAGACAAGACAGAUAUUCUGUAUACUGGAGGGGAUACAGGAUGAUUUUGAAAAGGUACAAAGUCCUCAGUGGGCUUAGAAAAUUCACUGUAUGAUCCUUAUAUUAUCCUACUUGGCUUGCACGUCUUCGGGUGCAUGUAUAUACCGCUACUGUGUCCUCGCCAUCACCUAAAUGUGACUCAGUCUGUUCCACUGUAAUAUGUUGUGAAUUUCCUUGUACUGUACUUUUAUUGUUGGUCUUCUUGCAUCGAUGAUCCAACAGCAACAACAUUUUUAAAUUAUUGUGAAAAGAUUAACUGGCAAUGUACAGAGUUUACUCAAAGUUUUCUUAAGGGAAAACACUACAAAAAGUCACGAGGAUACCAAAUGGAAACACAUGAUGGUGCCUCUGAGUCUGUGUGAGACCGUGAUGAAGUAGAAAUAAAGCCCUUCUGAGAUGGCA